GUCGGUCGCGCAUGAGGGCGCGUAACGCAAGCGCAUCUACAGAUGCCAGUAUUCGUACGGCACUGUGGAAUCAUCUAUCACGCGGCGGCUUUUCAGUCUUCGAGUUAACGCGGGCAAGUACGCGUCGAAACCAAAGAGAAAAAAAGAAAAGGGGGCAAUCAUCAGUGAUACGAUCAUCAGAAGAAGAAUAAUCGAAAUGAAUUUCUUAUUUAUCGUGACUAUUAAUGGAGUGUCAUCGUGAGGAAUUGACGUGACGAGUUGUUGUUGCUGCUGCCGCGUACGCGUUAAUGCAGAGGAAGAUUUGGUGAAUUAAAAUGGAGAGGAAAAACUUUGGUGUAUCGCGAAUUUUCGUGUGUUGCUCGAACGUCGUUUUCCUGAUAUCAGGUUUCACGUUCAUGUCAUUAGGAGCUUUGCUAUUAGCCGAUGACGAGCGUAUCCUAUUGUCGCGUUUAUUGGGACCAGGAGAUAUACACCCCGACCAACCACUUUUUUAUUACAUGGCAUUUGCAAUCGUUGGACUCGGAUUUCUGAUCACGCUCACGGGUCUGCUAGGAUGCUGGGCAACUUGUCUCUAUAAUCGUUGCGUUACAGUUUCAUAUCUCAUCACGAUAAUUCUGCUGUUACUUGGCGAAUGCACUGUGUGCGUUCUGGUAGUGUUCUGGCCUCACGUACUCGGCAUCGAUGUCAGACCAGCACGAUUGAUACGAGCCUUGCAACGUAGCUAUGCCGUUCCUGGUCGAGAACAAUUCACAGCAGCCCUUGAUCUCGCACAAACAGCGUUUGCUUGCUGCGGCAUAAACGGAAGCAGCAAUUACGGAACCUCCUGGUGGCGACUGCAGGAAGUCGGCCGACGAGAAUUAGUGGUACCUCUCAGCUGCUGCACCCUGAAUAACGUAAACCAGACCGACUCUUUCCUCAACCCCGAGCCUGCCAAUCUUACUCUCUGCCAGGCUUUGAAUCCUGCCGAACAUCAAUACGCCCGCCAUACCACGGGAUGCUUGGAGAUGUUAGAGAAAUGGACCCAAGAGCAAGCACUGAUACUGCUCACGAUCGGACUUGCGGUGAUUUUCGUGGAAGUCGGCGCACUUCUAAGCACAUUCUUCGUCUGUUCGAAAAGCAGUAAGAGAGCCAAGUCUCAGGCAUCGACGUUUACAUCUACUCAAACUCUCAGUCCGUUUAGCGAAAGCGAUCACGAUUUCGGAUUGGGAAUCGAGAACCGGAUGCAUGCAACCGGAACCACGUUCGGCGUUAAAUCAUGAAGGUGGCUAGAGGGCAGUGAGGGUAAAUCAUCAGUCGACACUAAGAAUACGAAAGUUGCGACAGAUUUGUCUAGACUUAACGACGUAAGGAGAUUUAGCAAGAGUAUAAUCGAAGAAUGGAAGAAUCCCUCGAAAUUCAACGAGAACGUAUUACGAAGCGAUCAAUUAUACGAGGAACGCGCGAUAGACGUCGUGCCAGACUACUUUCUCAAAAGUUGUCCCAAGUUAAAGAACGAUCUGGAAAAAAUUCGCGACGACAAAAAGAACGGGUCUAAGUCGAAAUCUCGCAACAGUAGCGGCACCGUUCGGAGUAUUCCGAUAAAAAAUUAUCAAGCUUCGAUAGCGCACAAUAUUGGUACACUUAGACGAUCGGAGGCACCUCAACUCCAAUUUGAAUCUUCGAUAUCCGAGCCUGACAAAAGUUUUUACGUAACGAAAUACAAGACCGUGUCUUCACCGCAAAACGAGAUCGAACCUCAAAUUCGACAAUCAGUCGCGACUUCGAAACGUUCGGAAACCUUGAAUCCAUCUAGGAGAUCCUGUCACUCUUGCGACUACCAGUGUGAAGUUCAAAGUGGACACCGGAAAGUCAAUUCGAAGUUAAAAACGUUAGACAGGAGGAUGGCCAGAAGCGAUCAUAAUGUUUCCAUGCGAAAGAACGAUCAGGACUUCACCGACUUCGGUAACUAUUUUCACAAAUCUUCCUUCCAAAAAUCGAAUGCUGCUCGCCGAAGAUCGAAAGAUACGAAAAUCGAGGAACAAUCUAAUAAAGAAACGAUGGAGAACGAAGGUUCAAAGCGUUCAAAAAAUGAGGCACGAGUGAGAAGUAAAUGGGGGACCAUUGAUCUGGAACGUGGACACGUUGGUCAAAAGAUAUCGGCGUACGAGGAAAAUGCCAAACGUAGUAGUCGUAACUGGGAAACUUUCGACACGUAUCAAGUGUUUCCUGAAAUAAAGAAGCACCGAGCCAUUGGUGUACCAUUAGUAGGCAUGCAUAAUGCAUGUGGCUUGCCUGUAGUUGCUUCCUGGCACGAUCAUGAAUUAUUGGAACCUCUGAGAGUCAAAGGUAGGGUUUUAGGAACAUUAAGACCAAUUUUUAAAGGACAGCGUUCUUCCAUCAAUUUUCGUCAUCGAACUCAUCCGAAGAGAAAAAUGCCAACGAAUCACAGUAUUUCUAGAAAGAAUCGACCACAAGAUUUGAAUGAGUUUGAUAAGAAAAUAGAUUAUCCAUCGAUAAAAUCGUUAGUUUCUUUGGAACCAGGAAUGGAUGAAGUUCGAAAGAAGAGGAGACGCAGACCUUCGUUCAAAGCUAAGAGAAUUGGUACAUUUUCAUCGAAAAGUACUACGAAACGAAAGGGGAGAUCGCAUGGAAGAACAGACAAAGAAAAUACUCUGACUGGUAGCUUUCGUAGAAAAUCGUUCGGAACUGGAAGCGUCAAACGACAAACUUUGUACGCGAGGGACGAUGGAGAGGAGGCUGUGCAAGUUCUUAAAAGCUUAUGUCUAAAUCCUUUGGCUCGAACGAAAUCCGAAACUGAUAUGAUAUGGUGAAAUUAAAAUACCAUUUACUUUUGCAGUUAAAACUACGGAAAUUUUCAAUGCGAUCAAGAAAAUCAUGUAGUACAAAGUUCAGAAUUAUUUUAAUCUUCCAUUUUUGCAAUAAAGGCUCUAUGUUAUUGAAUUGAUUAAAAAAAUAAUUGUAUUUUAAGUUUUACCAAAGUAAUAUUAGUAUAUUCAUUAUACGCUUUGUAAAUAUGCUUUGCCAAUUAUAGUGUAUUCUUGGAUGUUAUAAUAAAACAAAAACCCUUGCUACCCUC
This is a messenger RNA of Frieseomelitta varia, 3076 nucleotides long. Its product is annotated as CD82 antigen-like. The transcript has 6 exons. Gene Ontology annotation, cellular component: membrane. Bases 315 to 1259 code for a protein of 314 amino acids. Lineage: Eukaryota; Metazoa; Arthropoda; Insecta; Hymenoptera; Apidae. The record is from RefSeq and is a predicted model, not a curated record.